Leishmania braziliensis MHOM/BR/75/M2904 is the source of this 1116-nucleotide messenger RNA. RefSeq lists its product as hypothetical. Bases 1 to 1116 code for a protein of 371 amino acids. Lineage: Eukaryota; Euglenozoa; Kinetoplastea; Trypanosomatida; Trypanosomatidae. The record is from RefSeq and is a predicted model, not a curated record. The transcript has a single exon.
AUGCUGUCGGAGGAAGAGCGGGCGACGCUGCUCAAGUACUACUCUACGGUGAAGCUUAAUGAGGCUCAACGCGAUCAGCUCGCUCAGGCAUACUGGGCCGCAACGCGUGCGGAGCGGGGAGAGAUUGCCAAGGUGUACGCCCACACGUUCGUAGACCCCACGUUUGUGCAACGACUCAUCUUCUUCCAUGACUACCACAUGUCUCCCACAGCGGCUGGCACAGACCCGUCGUCGCCAGCAGGGGCAGCCGCUGGAACCGGCCCCUUCUUCAUGAGUCAGCAGGGCGGCGCUGAAAGUGGCCACUCUCCUCUCGUGGCGAGCCCCAAGCCGUCUUUCAUGACUGGGAAUCCAAUGACGGAAGCGAAUCACGCGCCGCGCCGCACGCAUGCCCAGCGCUUGCUCCGCUCCACAAUUCAAGAGCACUUCCCCAAGCUCACCGGCCCUGGGCCGUACGCGCUAAAAUUCGGAUGUGUGCUGUCAGAGAAGACCCGCGAAGAGGUUAUUGAGUUGUAUGCUUCGCAGUUUCUGCACCCCGACCCACCCGAGCUGCACCGCAUCGUCACACUGCCGAGUAGCUUUUCCACUCGCACCCGCAAGCGAAUCAGCGGCUCGUACUCGUGGUACCUGCGCUGCUUGGCAACUCAGGAGCUCGUCUGCGCUGUUACUAUAUCGGUUCAUCAACAGGAGACAAUACGGUUUGCCGAGAUGCCUCUGUUUGCGACGGGUGUUGGGUACAAGAAGAACCGCUUUGGACGGUUGCUGAACGCGGCGCUGUUGGCAUGGUGUGCGGAGGUGGGGCUGGAGUUCAUCAUGAUUUCUGCUGACGUGCAGGCGAUCCCGUUCUGGCGCCAUUUGGGCUAUCGCGCGAUGACGCGCGGAGAGAAGAACCGGAUUGACUUCUUUUACCAGCAUGACUGCUGCAAGUUCAAGGAUGCAGAGACGAUGAUCGGGUACUGCGAUCUUCAUGGAGGAAACGGAGGCCUUUCCGGUGGCGCACGUCAUCGCGCCGCUCACAGCGGCGGCUCUGCAGAGGUGCUGCAUAUGAGCGUCAAGCAGGUUCUGGCGCAAAUGACUCGCUUUGUCUUGGAGGGUCCCGCCAAGUUACCGACUGAGUAA